AUGGAUUUCAUCAAGACCAGUUCCUUGCGUGCUCUGACGCCCAAACCGCGCAUAGCGGCUGGCCGAGAAACGUUUGCGUCGGCCAGAAAUCCAUCCGUCCGUCUCGGCCAAAGUUCAACCGCACCGGCCGAUCACGCAUCACGACCCGGGAAACAUGUCCCGCGGUCGGCCAAGCCACGCCACUCACGCCAUGCCGCGCACGACCAUGCCGCGCGAGCCGGGAACAAGCCUCGCGGCCGCGCAACCUCUCGCGUACCACGGCCGAUGCGCCGUCCGAGCCGGGAAGCACGUCCCGCGUCCGGCCGAGAAUCAUCGGCCAAUCUCAUCCGUCCGACCCAGCGGCCGACCGACGAAUCCGUCCGGCCACGACCGUUCCGACUCGCCACGACCCGAUGUCCGGCCGAUCGUCCCGACCGACCGUCCAACGCCGCGGUCGACCCGAAGCCCGUUUCACAUAUUUUCAAGCCCGGCUUAACCCUAAGCCGCCUCUAA
Messenger RNA from Microthlaspi erraticum, 492 nucleotides. The record is from the annotation of a GenBank genome assembly. Lineage: Eukaryota; Viridiplantae; Streptophyta; Magnoliopsida; Brassicales; Brassicaceae.